AUGCUCACAUGUGAAGGAACAUGUUCGAAGUUGAACCCGUGUUGCUACACCAUGAGCGGAAUCGAUGAUUAUUUCUGUCUGUCUGUUUAUUUUUACAAGUCUGUUCAGUUUUUCGGAUUAUUUUCAUAUCUAUCUAUCUAUCUAUCUAUCUAUCUAUCUAUCUAUCUAUCUAUCUCUAAAUGGGUGUUUCUGUCUGUCAAUUUAUCUUUCGUUCUUUUGUUGUUCGUUUCACUCCCUCCCCGAGGCUUUUUUAUAUCUAUCUAUCUAUCUAUCUAUCUAUCUAUCUAUCUAUCUGAUCAUCUAAUGUUUUUUUUCUUUCUAUCAGUCUAUCUAUCAAUCUAUAGCUCUUCUCUUCUUUCUUUCUUUCUUUCUUUCUUUCUUUCUUUCUUUCUCUCUCUCUCUCUUUCUCUCAAUCCUGUCUUCUUUUCUUCCUUUCUUUAUUUUCUCUUUCCUCCUCUCUAUUUUUCUUCGUCCCGCCUCUGUUUCUUCGUUUCUUACCAUUAUUCUUUCUACUUUCUUAUUUUCCUGUCUCACUCUUUCUUUUCUUCCUACCCUCUUAUUUCUUUCACAGCCUUUUCCUCCCUACAUUUUCUUCCGGUUUUUUUUUUGUCCAUCUUCAAUUUCGUCAACUCUUUUUUUUUCUCGCUUAUGCAUUUUCUUUCUUUCUUUCUUUCUUUCUUUCUUUCUUUCUUUCUUUUUCUUUCUUUCUUUCUUUCUUUCUUUAAUAAAUACUUUAAUUUAAUUUUUUUCUAUUUCUUUCUUUCUUUGCUGUUUUCUUUCUUCGUCUAUGAUUUCAUGUUUUUCUUUCGACCUUUCCGUUGUUCCCCUGAUUCUACCUUUCUUCACUUGGUGAAGUGGGGGUUUAUUUUCCAUUCCUUUAUUUCUUUUCUUUCUUUCUUUCAGCUCUUCCUCUCCCUUUAUGUUUCAACAUUCGUACCUGUCUUUCUUUCUUUUCUAUUUUUUCUCUGCAUUCCUCCGUUUUUCAUUCUUCUUUUUUUUAUUAUUCACACCUACGCGAUUUCCAUUGUUACAUCUGUCUUUUUCUUUCUCUUUUGUUUCCUUUUCUCUACCUGUUCUCUUUCUUCAUUCUUUCCUUCUUUCCUACAUUCUUCCAUUCUUUCAUUCUUUCCUUCAUUCUUUACUUUAUUCUUUCCUUGUUUGUUUCAAUCUUUCAUUCUUUCCUUGAUUCUUUCCUUGAUUCUUUCCUUCUUUCAUUCUUUACUUCUUUCCUUCCUUAUUUCCCUUAUUCUUUCAUUCUUUCAUCCAUUCUUUCAUUCUUUCUUCUUUCAUUCUUUCUUUCAUUCUUUCCUUCUUUCCCUCUUUCUUUCAUUCUUUCUUCUUUUAUUCUUUCCUUCAUUCUUUCAUUCUUUACUUUAUUCUUUCCUUGUUUGUUUCAAUGUUUCAUUCUUUCCUUCAUUCUUUCCUUCAUUCUUUCCUUCAUUCUUUCAUUCUUUACUUCUUUCCUUCCUUAUUUCCCUUAUUCUUUCAUUCUUUCAUCCAUUCUUUCAUUCUUUCUUCUUUCAUUCUUUCCUUCUUUCCCUCUUUCUUUCAUUCUUUCUUCUUUCAUUCUUUCUUUCAUUCUUUCUUCUUUCAUUCUUUCUUUCAUUCUUUCCUUCAUUCUUUCCUUCUUUCCCUCUUUCUUUCAUUCUUUCUUCUUUCCUUCAUUCUUUCAUUCUUUCCUUCAUUCUUUCCUUCUUUCCUUCAUUCUUUUCUUAUUCUUUUUGUUAUUUGUUUGCACCAUUUUUUUUUCAUAUUAUUUCGUUUCUUUUUUUUUUUGUCCUGUCCGUACAUUCCUUACCUCUUUCUUAUUUUUUCCUUCCUUCCCUCUUUCCUUUCUUCCUUCCUUUCUUCCUUCCCAUUUUCUUCCUCCCUCUCCCUUCCUGCCUUCCUUCCUCAUUCCUUUCUUCCGUCCUUCCUUCCUUCCUUCCUUCCAUCCUCCCUUCCUCCCUAGCUUCCUCUAUUCCUUAUUUCCUCCCUUCCUUUCUCCCCUCUUUAUUUCUUUUGUUUUUUUCUUUCUUUUUUUUAUAUCUCCCUUUGUUCAAAAUUUCUAUCUUUCCGUCUUUCUUGUUUUUUUUCUUUCUUUUCUCUUCUAUUAUUUAA
Molecule: messenger RNA, 2100 nt
Organism: Acanthosepion pharaonis
Lineage: Eukaryota; Metazoa; Mollusca; Cephalopoda; Sepiida; Sepiidae
Source: the annotation of a GenBank genome assembly